Molecule: messenger RNA, 3439 nt
Organism: Metopolophium dirhodum (rose-grain aphid)
Lineage: Eukaryota; Metazoa; Arthropoda; Insecta; Hemiptera; Aphididae
Exons: 8
Coding region: 483-1868 (461 amino acids)
Source: RefSeq, a predicted model, not a curated record
GCGCGCGUUUCCGAGUCGCGACGAAACGCUCGCACAAGGCACCGUUGGUCGCGUCUUCCGCACGUCACAACGUCCGUCGCGCCCAAACCGCAAACACCGCCGUUGUCGAGAUCGUUCGCCGCCCCCGUGUCGUCUUCUCCGCGGACUUCGUGUUUGACCACUUGUGAUAAACACUAUAAUACGUAUUUCACGUCAGCUACCUGUACAAUAUUGUCUUAAUAUCGGGAACGAUAAAUUUGAAUCUAAUCCCGCCCGUCUUCGAACCGAACGAAUUUCACGCGAUCGGGAACGAAUUUCACGCGAUCGGUCGUACGAGAACACUGCAGCAUACGGUGCCUGACGAGCAUUCCGUUGUCGAGUGCUGACACAUUUGCGUUUUUAGCCCGUAUAUCUGUCGUGGAAUUUUUUUUUCGUUUUCCUGUCGUCCCCGAAACAACCGCCGCUCGAGUAUUUUUUCCGCCACCACUGCCGCCCACCCGAAAAUGGAUGGCACCGCUUUUCGCGCCGUCGUCCUGCUGAUGUUGGCGGUAUUCAAGACACACGAGGUUUCUACUCAAGAUUACGAUGUGUCCGAGAUACAGUGUUCGUUUUCGACGGACUCGCUGAGGGUGGGCAAAGCACUUUUGGGAGUCAAAGACGUGAUAUCCGCCCGGCUAAAGAAGCCCGACGGGUUCAAGGGGCACCCGCUGUUCGCCGACGACCGGUCCGUCGACCCGUUGAUCGAUCCUGUCUGCCAGAUACGACCCGACUUGUCGGACGUGUCCCUGCUGACGUACAACCUGUUGGUCACCGACUUCACGCGGUGCGGCGUGCUCAGGCGAAACGGUUUCGUGCACGUCCGAGUGUGGUUUCCGCAGUUCCCCGGCGUCGUCAUGAUGUCCGACCAAGAGCUGAUCAUAAUGUGCAAACCACCAGAACCGACAGUGAUCGAGAACAAAGCCGCCGGUUUCGCCGGAAGUUUCCCGCAUGGUGCCCGAGUUUCUGGAGUCGUGGAAGAGACGCCCGGGAGACUUGAGUACGAGGUGGCAUUGUACAAGGAAGCGCCGGCCCGAUUGACGAACUUGAGUCACAACAGCGAACUGCCAGUCGACCAGGCUGUACCCAUCGGUACCAAACUUCAACUCCGGGCCAGGAUCAACCCACAUUCAGCUUGGAAGUUUGUCAAGUUGAUGGAAGUGUCCGUGUCUCCAGAUCCUGACAACGCACACGUAUCUGGAAGUGUCGCUCUGGUAAAAGACGGAUGCCGGAAUCGGGAUUUCGCGACAAUCAUCCCGCACCAGCCGGCCAAGUACCGGGAAAGGCACAACGAAGUGUUUUUGGACUUUGAGGCGUUCCUGUUGAGCACCAUGAAGGAGCGAUCGACGUUGUGGAUUCACUCGCAGAUCAAAGCAUGCAUGGAUGCCAACGACUGUCAGCCGGAAUACUGUUUGGACUUGUUCGAGCCUUCCGGACACGGGCGCAGGCGCAGGAGGCACGUGCCGGGCACCGGGAACGGGACCGCGCUGCAGCAGCAGCAGACGUCGGCCGCCGACGACCGGAACGCGACUAACUUCGCCAAGUUCAAGGAGAACAUCGAGUACACAGUCAUCAUGCCCGAGGACAUCUACCACGGUGCCGCGACCGCGUCCGAGAACAACUGCGGGACGUUCCUGGCCCUGUCCGGGGUCCUGGGCUGUCUCCUGUUCGUCGCCGCCAUGAUCCUGUGCUACCUGACGUCCCGGCUGCAGGCGGCCAUCGGGUCCAAGUACAGGACGGCGCAACAGGACGCGUUCGGCAGCGGUCGGCUCCACACCGGCACCGGUCAACCGUCCAAGUUUCCCGUGUCGUUUUCAUCCGGUUCGUCGGCGUACUCGGGACGGCUGCACUGACGUCCGUCGUCCGAUCAGAUUCGAUUAUUUUUUCAAAUCUUUGUAAAUAGUUGUUUUUCCUCUACAUUACGACGGAACCCUCUUACACAUGUUAUAGACGCUUGAUUCACGAUUCAAUUCCUGCACGAUGGUUUUUCGUUUUUUAAAUUAUUCUUUUUUUUUUUUUUUAACUUACCUAUACGAAACACUUGUCUCGUGCUGGUAUCCAACAGCUUAAGUGGCACGGACGAUGGCUACAGGACGAUUUUAACAGCAAACAUUCGUACAUUGUCUCGGUAGGCGCAUAGUUUUGUGUUUCACUAAAAUAGCGAGUCAAAUCAUUUUCACGAUUUUACGAUGUUGGUGUAUUGUCAAUAUUUUUUUUAUUUUAAAACUAUAUUUUAAAUUUUAUAUGAAAAUAUCGAAACGUUAUAAUAUUUUAAUAACAAGCGUGAGACGACCGAUGCAUUGCGAAUUCCGUUGUUGUCCUUAAGGCUUAAGGUUGAGAAAAAAAAAACGAAAGUUGAUUGAGACGACGAGUGUUUGCUGUUGAAAAAAUUCCCUGUUUAUAUGUUACGUUUGGUUAUUCAUGUAGUAUGCAUAAACCACUAUUCGGUGCUACAGAAAAUCAUCGGUCGAGAGACACUAAAACGAAGAUUUUUUGACUUGUCUAUACUAUAAAUACACCGUUAGCUCACCGCCAUCUUUCCGCCAAAAAUUCAACCAUCGUACUAACUAAAUAAUCUACAUUAUUAUGUCGGAUCUUAUAAUAUAGGAUUGACAAUGAUUUUUUUUUUCUCUUACCCGACACCUUGGCGAUGGGUCAACCGUUCGUUGAAUACCCUCGUUUGACGUAUCGCCUGCAAUCGCCGUCCGUCCACUCAUAAUAUUAUAUCGAAUAAAAAUCGUAAUACGUUCCAAACCGUGUAAAAAUAACCACGACGGGUUGAAUUGAAUCGUGAUUUAAAUGAUACUAUUGCGUGCAUUUUGGUCCGCGACCGUAGUAUAGUAUGACAUAAUAUUAUUAGAUUUUAAUAUUAUAUUAAACACUAUAUACACUAUAUUUUAUAGUACAGAGAUGUUAUUAAGGCCGCUGUUCAGAGCAGUAUUCAGUCUUGGUCAACAAAGUUCGAUGUUAUAAAUAAAUAAAAAAAUAAAUUGUCAUUAUCAUAACAAUUGUUGUAUUGUCCGAUGACGACGCAUAAUAUUAUAUAUUAUUCAUGUCACCGCUCCUCUACUAUUAUUAUUACACGUAAGUAAAUCUUAACUGUAGUUAAUUCGUCAUCUUAUAUAGACUAGUAAAUGUAAUUGUAUUUGAUACGUGUUCAUUUUAAACAUCUGUAUUAUUUUUUUUUUUUUUUAAUAUUAUUAUUAUUUUGUAUUCGGACGAGCGAUAUAAAUUGAUAUAUGAGGCUCGUAGGCAAUUUUAUGAGCAUUAUAUUCUAUAUUAAGAUGAUGGUAUUAUUAUCAUAAUUUAAUAUAAUAUUAUAAUAUUAUAUAGGCACCUAGUAUUAUACAACGUAUAUUUAAAACAUGUGUAUUAUUUACAAUAUUACUAUUAGAAUAAAUAUUAAUAUGUUUAGUUUUGAUCA